UAAUCACACCUUUACUGUUUUUCUUUGGGUCACAAUGUUUUUGUUUGUCUGUUUCCCCUAUCUGUCCUUUGUGUCUUUGCACGCCUUCCCUCAUGUUUUUGGAUGGAUGGAACGCUCUUCUUCUGUCCCUCCAAUAAGGACUCUUUAAAGGGCCGCCACGUCCAUCUCUCUACCAAGGCGGGCAGCAGGAGCCAAGCCAGUGAGGCAGGAGCUGGUGCUACCACCCCUGAGCCUGAAAGCAUAGCGGAGCGGUCAGAGAAGGAGGCUGGGGGGGAGUUAAGUGAGGUGGAGAAAAGGGAAGAUGGAAAUAAAAAGAGAGCAGAGAGAGAAAAGGUGGAGAAUGAGAGAAAGGAUGAGACAAAAGCAGUGAAGCAAGAUGAUUUAGGGAAAGAAGUGGAAAAGGAAGAAGGGGAGGAGCGUAUAAAACUGAGUAUAAGCGAUGAGGUAGAGGAGGAGUUCUGUGUCGGUGAAGCUGAAGAAGUUUCAGGGAGGACGAGUCCCAGCAGUGGGCAGAAAAGGAGCGAACGAAAUGAAAAGGACAUUAAUGAGGAGAUGGAAAGACGUGUUGAGAGCCAGAAUGAUGAAAGCAAGGAUGUAGUGGAUGAGAGGGAAGGAGAGAAAGACGCAGACGAGCCAGAAAUCGAGGAGGACAUUUCAGAAGAAGGUCUGAACUCUAACCAGGAUGGUUUUGAAAAUGAGGAGAUGGAGAAACCGGAGAUGGAGAGAAACCUGAAUGAUGAAUCCCAGGGUGAGAAUGGGAAGGAAGAGGAAGGAAAGAACCAUGAAAGGAUGCAGAAAGCUUACGAGGAGGGCGAGAGUGGCGAGGCUCUGGAAGGAUGUUCAAUAAGCCACCGAAAAUUUACAGAGACUCCAGAGGAGGUGUCAGAAAGGUUUGUUCAGAGCGAAGGUGAAGGGAUGUGGAAGGAAGGGGUGAAGAUAGAAGAUGAGUCAGGAGGCCGAGCUCCAUCAGGAGCAUCGGAGAGUGAAGAGGAAGCCGUUGAAGUGUUUAAAGCAGGGCCGUCUGACGCCCAGCCAGCCGGGCUAGGAGAGAAAACAGAGGAGCUCAAUAAAAAUGUUGCGGGAAUUUCUUCCUCCCUGGAUCAAAAGAAAGUUCUAGACAUCAACGAUGCGUCAGACACAAUCAGUCCGCUGGAGAAAGAUGAGAGAGACGAACUGGGACAAGAUAAAGAUGGGAAGAGAAACGCCGAGACCUCAAACAGUCUCUUUAGCCUGCCGCCGUCUGAGGACAAAGAGCAGCCGACUGCUCAUAAAGCUGAUCGACUUGUCCUCCACCUGUCCAGCCCGUCGUUAUCCAGCUCCUCGGACCCAGAGCAAAGAUCCCCCAAACGGCCCCAAGCACAAAUCAUCGACGUGUCUCUGGAGCUGCAGAGACCUGAAACCUCCAGAGGUCGGCCUCAUCCAACGUUAGAGGCCCGGGUUGGAAGCACAGAACCCACCUCAAACAAACAAGGAAGCGCACCGGAAGAGAACGAAGGCUGGAAAACUCGGAUGGCGAAAGAAAAGGAGAAAGAGAAGAUGAUGGCAGAGAGAGAGGAGAGGAGUAAGAGACAGAGAGAGGAGCAGGCGGGAGAGGAAAACGAGCGACUGAAAAGAGAGGUUGAACAAGCGCUGGAGGAAGAGAGGGAGCGUUUGUUGAAAGAAAAGGAGAAGAAGAUGCGUCUCCUUCAGGAGGAACUGAGGAGGGAAGAGGAGGAGGAGGAAAGGAAGCUGAGAGAGGAAAGUGAAAGAAAACUGAGGGAGCUACGGGAGAAUCUGAGGGCCAAGAGAGGAGAGGAGGAGACCCGGCUGAAGGAGGAGGCUGAGAAAGCUCUGGAGGAGCUGAAAGGGUCUGUCAGGGAGGAAAGAGAGCAGCAGCAGCAGAAACUCAGGGAUGAGAGCGAGGCGAUAAUAAAGGAGCUUCGCAUCGCGCUGGAGGAGGAGCGAGCAGCGGCACGGGGCAGACUGGAGGCGCAGAAGAAGCAGGACAUCCAGCGUCUGCAGGCGGAGUCCGAGGAGGAGCUGGAGGCCACCAAGAAGAGGCUGGAGAGGGAGAGGGAGGAGAAACUGAACACUCUUAAACAGGAGGUCAGCAUGACAGAGAGGAGGAGGGAGCUGAUAGUGAGUCCACGACCUGAACACCAGCUGGCAGAAUACCACAGAGAGCUCACCGAUGUGCUGCAGGAGGUCCGGGACCAGGUGCAGCGGGAACACGAGAGGAAGCUGGAGCAGCUGAAGGACGACCACCGGAGGGAGAUGAACGACAUCAGAGAGAAAUAUCUGGAAGAGGAGGCAGCUCAGAGGGAGCGGUUGCUGUCGACGCUACAGGAGGACAGAGAGCGCCUCCAGGCGUCACAUGACCUCCAGCUGGAGAAACUCCGCCUGCAGCUGGACGGACAGAUACAAAAGGCUCAGCUCGCUCAUUCCCGCAAGGAGUCGGAGCUGCAGGAUCUGGCAGACAGGUUGGAGCUGAGAGAGAAAGAGCUGAGGAGCCAGGAUGCGUUGCUGCAAACUAAGGCUGCAGAUCUCCAUAGGAGGAGGAAGAAGCUCGGAGAAGAGGAGGAAGGAUUAGACAUGCAGAUAAAGACUUUGCCUGUUAUCGUCCGGGAGAGAGAUCAGUUGAAGGAGGAGCUGCAGAGGCUGAGGGAGGAGGUGACACAAGCCCGGGAAGUCUCCCACAGAGCCAGGGAGGAGAGGGAUGAGGCCAAGAGUCAGAGGCAGAGGAUGAAAGAAGAGAGAGACAGAGCCAGGGAGGACAAGGGCCGGCUGGAGAGCAAGGUGGCGCUGCUGCAGGAGAGAUGCGACACUCUCGCCUACAAAAUCAGUGAGCUGGAGAAAACUAAAGAUGACAGAAAGAGAGCAGAGAAAGCAACGGCUUCCCCCGACGACAGGAUCGAUUCCUCGCUACACGUGGAGGAGCUGGACGACUCGCCCCUCUCCCCCGUACCUGACAGCCACAGCAGCAUCGACGAGUUCCGGGAGUACGUCUCCUCCCACGGCGCCUCCAUCCAGAGGACCAAGCAGUUCCUGGAGAGGGAGAGCCGCCGGGUGAUGGAGAGGCAGGCAGCUCUGCAGGCAGCCCAGAGCACCGGCCAGGACCCGGGCCUCAGAGGAGCAACCGAGGAGAGCAGGAGAACCCUGCAGCAGGAGGCCAGAGAUGUGGCGGAGCUGCAGCGGACGGUUCAGAGAGGAACCUCCCUGCUGCGCAGGAAAGAGGAGCAGCUUCAGCAGCUGGAGAGCUCCAUGGCCCAGGAGGUCAUGGCUGAGGAUUCAUCCCGCCUUAAUGGAGACAGGAAGGUGACGUUCGACGUAACCGAAUCGGACAUCAGCAGCACCGUGGAGCCGUCGGCCGGAACAGGUCAUCCCACCGUCCCGGCCAAAGUCCAGCAGCUGGCGGAGUCGCUGCAGCACAUCUCCGGCCAGCUCAACGGUGUUCUGAGCGCCCUGGGCACUUUGGCCCAGAGGGACAGCAGCUCUCUGUACUCCACGCCUCAGAGGUUUGGGUCAGAGGCGUGGGGCCCGCCUGAGAGGCUCUGGAGCUGGGGGCCUCAGAGCGGCUCCACAGCCGCCCCUCUCUUCAGCACCCCCAUCAGCAGUGGGCUGACCUCAGCAGACCCACUGAACAGCAGAUGGAGCCAGAUAUUCCCUGGAGCAGCUGCUGACCCAAUCUCCUCCAGAACCACCUCAUCUUAUCCAUCAUACCCUCCCAUCAGCGAGCAUCGGCGCGGCCAUCAGGCGACGCAGAACGCCGUGGAGCUGGACGGCCACAGGCUGCAGGGGCUGAUUGACAGCAACAAGAAGUGGCUGAACACGCGCAGGAAAGACCCCAGCAUACCUCUGUUCACUCGCUACCAACCUGCUUCCUCUAAGAGCGGACUGAUCCAGCUGGGCCUGGAUGACAACAACCAGAUCAGAGUCUAUCAUUACUGAGCUUCUCUGUUAGGUUCAGGUGGCUGUCUAGGAAAUGAUAAACAAAGAUGUCUGAAUUUGUAAAUCAAAAUUAGAAAACUACAGAUAAACAGACCAAAGAUGAAGCUCUUACACUCCUUGCCAGUUAUUGGCACUAAUGCAGCUGGAGGAUGUUCACUUUCAUCCUUCAAAACAAGAAAACAGAACCAUUGAUUGAACAUUAUCCUUACUGAAAUGUUGUAAUCAGUGCAUUAAAGGUAUAAUUUUCAAAUAAUUUCUUUUCUUCCACUCAUUUAAAGGUGGUUGCCACCUUUAAAUGGGAAGGAAUUGUUGAUUAAUACUGUAUAGUAGCUGUAACUUUAUAACCUGUAUUCUCACAGAUGAAACAUCUCAUGUUGAAUGAGUGAAAAACAAGGAACAAACCAAAUCUUAUUCAUGUUAUUGACUUUUAUUUACAAAUUCAGACAUGAUAGGUUUUUAUUGAUUAUCUUAGCGUGUAGAAAUGACCCACGGCUGUCUGGGAGCACUGAUGUUUACAUGGGCAGCCUCAACGUCUUCAGGGAUUUACCGCCGCCUUUGCUACGUUUACAUUAAGGCAACUCUGCACGUUAUCUUUGUCUUUACACCGUUUUUAUACGAGCACUUAUUUAAAUGUUUUUAAGGAUUUAACUUUGUGUGCAAAUGUUUUUCAAAUUAUAUUU
Molecule: messenger RNA, 4607 nt
Organism: Cyprinodon variegatus (sheepshead minnow)
Lineage: Eukaryota; Metazoa; Chordata; Actinopteri; Cyprinodontiformes; Cyprinodontidae
Product: centrosomal protein of 164 kDa-like
Exons: 20
Coding region: 103-3927 (1274 amino acids)
Source: RefSeq, a predicted model, not a curated record